Molecule: messenger RNA, 1110 nt
Organism: Penicillium odoratum
Lineage: Eukaryota; Fungi; Ascomycota; Eurotiomycetes; Eurotiales; Aspergillaceae
Exons: 6
Coding region: 1-1110 (369 amino acids)
Source: RefSeq, a predicted model, not a curated record
AUGGGCUCCGGUGACAACUUACAGCCGCAGGCUAUUGGCCUAAUCUUUGGGUUUCCAGCCCUUGCAACCGUUGCUGUCGCCUUGCGGGUUUACAGCCGGACCCUAACAAGGUCUUUUGGCGCAGAUGACUGGGUUAUCUAUAUCGCACUGAUCUUGUAUUGGGCGGAGACUUAUACAUCCUACAAAGUCAUUAUUUACACCUACAUCGGAUACAACGUCUGGGAUAUCCCUGAAGACUAUCCGGCCGUCCUUGGUAACAAGUAUGCAUAUGCGACCGAGCUCAUUUAUAACCCUAUUCUGGCUCUCGUCAAGACCUCCAUCCUCAUUUUCCUGCUACGUCUGACGGGGCAGAAAAAGCUGGUGCGCCAGGCCAUCUGGGGAUUGCUAAUCUUCAAUGGCACCGCUGCUGUCGCCACAUUCCUUGUGACGGUCUUUCACUGUGUGCCAAUCGCCUCUAACUGGAACUCAACCGCAUAUCCUGACGCCAAAUGCAUGAACUUUGCCAACUUCGUCACUGGCACGGCUUCGGUCUCCAUCUUCACUGAUGUACUCGCCUUGAUACUGCCUACCUGGAUUGUAUAUGAGCUCCAGAUGCAAUGGAACCAGAAGUUAAUGCUGAUCGGAAUAUUAUCAUUUGGUCUGUUAACCGUUGCAGCAGGCAUUAUUCGUGUUAUCCUCCUUGACCAGUACGAUCGCCAUUUCCCCAAGAACUAUACCCAUACAGUCCUCUUCUGCGUAUCCACAAUCGAGGUCGGCCUAGCGUUUGUGGCCGCCUGUGCUCCCUCGUUCAAACCCCUGAUUGCGCGACUUCUCCCACGACUGUGGGGCGGCUCAUCCCGAAGCGGCCGGUACCACAACGGUUCCACCGGCCGCAGCGGUCGGGCCCGAAGCUACAACCUCGAGCAAAUGUCAAAUUUUACCCGGCGCACCCAGGAUCAGAAUAUUACAGUCGUCGAGGCCGGAGGAGAUGAGUCAAGUUACAGCCCCACCGAGACUAACAACAAAAAUAUCAUAACUAUGACCACACAGAUGGAGGUUACUUGGGACCACCGGCCUCCUAGGGAGGAACAGCAUACUAGCAGUACUGAAAGCCUGGUCCAUGCAAAGUAG